CGCGCGUGCCCACGUGCCGUGCGGGCACGUGACGGGCCGCGCCGGGCCCUCAGCCUCCGCCGCCGGGGGACGCGGCCUGCGCGCCGGCUUCGGGGCCUCGGAGGCGCUCCCCGCACGCGCGCGCGCCAUGAAGCUGCUGCGGCGCGCGUGGCGGCACCGGACGGCGCUGGGCCUGGGCGGCCUGGCGCUCUGCGGCGCUGGGCUUCUCUACCUGGCCCGCUGCGCCGCCGACGGCCCCCACCCGCUUCCCGGCCGCAGCCCCCCACCUGCCGAGUCCGCGCGCGCCGCCGCCUUCCUGGCCGUGUUGGUGGCCAGCGCGCCGCGGGCGGCCGAACGGCGCAGCGUGGUCCGCGGCACGUGGCUGGCGGCGGCGCGGCGCGGCAGCCCGGGCGACGUGUGGGCGCGCUUCGCGGUGGGCACGGGCGGCCUGGGCGCCGAGGAGCGGCGCGCCCUGGAGCGCGAGCAGGCGCGCCACGGCGACCUGCUCCUACUGCCCGCGCUGCGUGACGCGUACGAGAACCUCACGGCCAAGGUGCUGGCCAUGUUGGCCUGGCUGGACGAGCACGUGGCCUUCGAGUUCGUGCUAAAGGCGGACGACGACUCGUUCGCGCGGCUGGACGCGCUGCUGGCCGAGCUGCGCGCGCGCGACCCCGCGCGUCGCCGCCGCCUCUACUGGGGCUUCUUUUCGGGCCGCGGCCGCGUCAAGCCUGGGGGCCGCUGGCGCGAGGCCGCCUGGCAGCUCUGUGACUACUACCUCCCCUACGCACUGGGCGGCGGCUACGUGCUCUCGGCCGACCUGGUGCACUACCUGCGCCUCAGCCGGGAGUACCUGCGCGCGUGGCACAGCGAGGACGUGUCCCUGGGCGCCUGGCUGGCGCCGGUGGACGUCCAGCGCGAGCACGACCCGCGCUUCGACACCGAGUACAAGUCCCGCGGCUGCAGCAACCAGUAUCUGGUGACGCACAAGCAGAGCCUGGAGGACAUGCUGGAGAAGCACCAGACGCUGACGCGCGAGGGCCGCCUGUGCAAGCAGGAGGUUCAGCUGCGCCUCUCCUACGUCUACGACUGGUCGGCGCCUCCCUCGCAGUGCUGCCAGAGGAAGGAGGGCAUCCCCUGAGCUGCAGCCACAGCUGACCCACCACACGUCACAUGGCGCCGGCGGGAGGCCAGGACAGAUGCCUCAGGAGGUGGCCACCGCAGCGAGAGUCAUUCGGGGUCCUGUGGGGCCGCUGCUGAGGGGCCUCCCACUGGCCUUACACGGGCAAAGCUGGCCGGUUCGGCUAGUUACCCAGAAUGAGUCCAGCCCUCGAGGGGGCCGGGUGUAUUUGGCGACCAGUGGGGUUUUCAGGCAGAUGCCAAGCGGCCCCUAGGUCCCAGCUCUGGUGGGCACCCAGGCCUGUGCACCCCCGUGGCCGCCAUGGGGCCUCACUCCAGACCGCGUCUUGUUCCGCGUCUGGGAGACCCGUGGGUCUUGCCCGGGUGACACAUAAUGUCCAGGUGGCAGUGUCCUGUCCCAGGAUCUCAGCCAGCGUGGGCCUGGACUGGGAAGAUGCCCAGCUUUGAGCGUGACGGCAGACAGCAGGGGCUUGCAGCCCCAGCCCAGCCUGCGCACCUGCUGUCUUCUCUCCAGGUGGAGGAGAGCAGCCAGAGGCUGGAGCCGACCGGCACUUGCGGACCCUGGCCCCAAAACACGAAUCUGGACUUGUUCGGGGUUGGGGACUAUGUCUCGUCCCGCAUCCUGUGUUGACCGUCCACCUAGGAAAUCGCCACACCAAGAGCUGUGGCUAUAGGGAGGGGACCCUCGGGCUCUUGCAUGUUGCAGCUUUGUGUUGCACCCAGUGGCUUUUAUCAAAAUCGCCCUAGAUUUAUUGAGUUAGGUUACCUUUUAUGUUCCAUGUUGGUGUCAUUUGUCAUGUGGCAGUCUAAGAUUUAACUGUGUGUUUUGUUAUUUAGCUUCAAUGGUAUUUUGGUCUGUGUUGCUUUGGAGUGAAUCCGUGAUAAAUGUAAUUCAGCACUAGUCUGUGACUUAUAAAUAUCGUAAAUUUGUGUAGAUAAGAAUUUAAGUUAGGAGUGUGUGGGUCUCCGUAUUUUUUAAAUUAUUUAAGGGAAGACUUUUCUAUCAGAACUUGGGCUUUGUGGAUUUAUCUGUUUUUACAGCUCGGGUUGUAGACUUGUUACUGCCUGUGUGUUUAAAUGUGGAAGAAUUCUAAAACUGUCCAUUUCUCUUUACAGUUUACACAAAAGUCAGUCCCAUUGUCUCUUUCUGAAAAGACUUUCCUUUUAAGGCUUCCUCGCGGCCAUGCAGGGGCAAGUGUUUCUCACACACACAUCUGUUAUGUUAGACUCUGGGCCCAAGUUCCAGGAAUCUGAGCCCUUGGAAGCAUCGGUGAGGUUUCCCACAUUCUGUCUUAAGAAAACAGGCUCUGCUGGCUGGCGUGACCUUUUGGAGACAGAAAAGCAUUCACGCGCACCCUCCUGGCUGAUCACCUCUCAUACCUAACACAUCCUCAGAAGAUCAGGGUUCUUUUCUCCCCAUUAAAUGUGAAAAGUGAGUGCUGUGGUCAUCACAAAAGUGAAAUAAAGAGGCUCCAGGACAGCCGUGAGCCCUUCUGUGAGCCCAGCGGUGUGUGAUGCUGCACGUUCUUAUUCUGGAAUCUGGGUUGGGUCGCCUGGCGAUGCUGCUGAUGUCUGUGGCCCACUUUGGGGCAGAUGCAGAUGCGGGGAGCAAAUCUCUGACUUGCCUUUGUAUUGCCUUUCCUUUGUGUUCUCAGACCGUGGAAUUUAGGAGCGGGUGUCCUGGUGCUCUUGGGCUGCCGUAACAACCCCGCAGACAAGCUGGCUUAAGCAGCAGACGUGUCCUCACAGUUCUGGAGGCUGGCAGUCAGCUCAGAGUGCUCGCAGGGCCGCGUGCUGCUGAGGACCCUCUUCCUGCUGCAGGGGACCACCUUCUCGCUGCGUCCUUGGCACAAGAGAGAGCCAGAGCAAGCUCUCUGAUGUCUCUUUUUACAAGGACACUAAUCCCACCAGACGGCCCACCCUCAUGGCCUCAUCUAACACCAGCACCAAAUACCAUCACAUUGGGGGUUAAAGCUUCAAUCUAAGUUUUGGGGGACACAAUCAUCCUAACAGCAGGCCUGGGUUAUUUGUGUUUAAAGGUAGAAGAGUGCCCAGAAUUUGGAGUCUCGGGCCAGAAGGAAGGGAGGAUGGUCUUGUGAUUGCAAUUCUCCUGCCUUUAGAAGGUAGAAGCUGGGCCAGAGAGGUCCCAAGAUGUGACAGAGUUCUGAUUAUAAGGUGAAUGUGGGCUUUCUUAUCGGGCGCCUCGAGGCAGGCCUGACUGCCCCUGUGAACGCGUUUCCAAGACAAGGACUCAUGAGAGGGUCCAGGUUUGGGGACACUGAGGUGAGCAGAAUGGGACCCUGCCAACUGGGGGCAGGUUCCCAAGGGAUGCUGAGAACGGUGGGGCCUGGUUCCUGCUGGCCGUUUUCACCCGGAUGUCUUGUCUGGACGUCGGGAUCGCUGGAGUUGGCACGUGCACGUCUCCGUUUUUCAGACAAGGAGACAGUGCUUGGACAGACCAGACAGCUUGCUGGGGCCACAUGCAUCAGUGGCAGAGCCCGGAUCCCACCCAAAGGCUGGACCUCCACAUCCCUGCCCAGCAUCUGCAGUCCUGCUGUAGCUUCCGGGUUUCUCUGGAGUGGACCCCAUGGAAAGCAUGGCACCAAUGUCCAAGACCUCCUAGUAAAAAAUCUAAAAAUCGAGGCAUGUCUCUUUGGAGGAGCGGGGGAGGGUCCCUGAGCGUUAGCACUCAGUUGAAUCACAUGAAAGUGCCCAUAUGCAGCCAGGUUUGACAAAAAUGGAAAGUUCAUAUUGUUCAAAGUAAAUCAUUAAAUUUCAAAACAGAACAAACCA
This is a messenger RNA of Callorhinus ursinus (northern fur seal), 3909 nucleotides long. It is a transcript of the gene B3GALT6, whose product is annotated as beta-1,3-galactosyltransferase 6. Gene Ontology annotation, cellular component: Golgi membrane. Gene Ontology annotation, molecular function: galactosylxylosylprotein 3-beta-galactosyltransferase activity. NCBI's taxonomy places the organism in Eukaryota, Metazoa, Chordata, Mammalia, Carnivora, Otariidae. Gene Ontology annotation, biological process: glycosaminoglycan biosynthetic process; protein O-linked glycosylation. The record is from RefSeq and is a predicted model, not a curated record.